AUGAAAGUAAAAACGCAAGAAAUCGACGGAAAAUUGUGAAAAAGUGCAAAAAGUUCUAAUUACAAAUAGCGGUGGACUAAGUGAUUACAAUAAAUUAAAUAAUCCAAUUGGUAACCGAAAAUUUACGUCACAUUUGUGUAUAAUAAAAAAUGAGAUUUCGUCGUGUGGUCGAUUUUGAAAUUACAAGAAUGAAAAUGCAUAUAGUGUGAAAAGCGAAAAGAAAAUUCCUCCCAACAACAAAUGCAGCAGUGGCAAAGCAACUCAUACGGCCGCGCCCCCAAGCCCACUUACUGCCAGGAAGAAUAGCACUGGUGGUCAUAGUGAUUCCCUUGCAAAAGAAAAUUCUUAUAUCGCGUUGCAUAUAAAUCGAGAAACAAGUUUAGUUAUAGGAAAAGUUACGAAUUUUACAAGCAGCAAAUAGAUAACGUGCAAGUGUUUUAGCAUUCCUUUAUUAUAUUGUGUUGUCGGGUGGUUGUGUGAUCAAACGAUUAGGGGAUAGCAAGUCAGUGGCGAGUGCCACAAGAGCUGUGACGACAACGAGUCGGUCGGUGGGUUAAGGUGGAGGGGGGUUGCCAAAAGGUAUUUGAACAAUUUUUCGCCAAACCCACUUACCUACUUUAACACUAGCACAUUAGCUGAAAACAAUCAGCCGCUUGCGUAGUCGGCUAAUACAACCUUCAGCAAGUCAAAACAAAUAAUAGAUUCGGAGUAAUGGCCGCACAACUCGAUCCGAAUGUCAAGGACGACUUGAAGACUCAGUUCGUGACGCGUGAAGGCACCUACCGGUUACUCACGCUGUCUGAGUACUCCCGUCCAAAUCGUGUUGGCUACAAUACCAAUCAAAGUUCACCGCAAGUGCGUGUUUCCAUUGUGUCGCUGCCUAAUAAUAACCCGUGUCCAAAUACAAUAAGUGGCACAAGCGGUGGUGGUAGCACCGCUAUAGCUGGCUCUAUAAAUGGCAAUGUGAAUGGUUCUGCAACAAAUAAUUCCAAAGGAAGUGGUGAUGGUUCUGCGAAUGGUAGCAAUGCGUCCGCCACUGGUUCUUUAGUGAAUGGUCAACAACAGGCUGCUUACGGUGUGCCAGCUACCAUGGAUGCGCGACUUGGUGCGGGCAUUUCUAUGCAUACAAUGAUCAACGGUGGCUCGGAUGGACAAAAUGGUCUGGCUAGUCAAAUCUAUGGAGGUGAUCGGAUUUGUUUCAAUUUCGGCAGGGAAUUAUACGUCUAUGCAUUUAGAGGAGUGAAAAAGGGUGCAGAAAUGACCAAACCGAUCGACAAGAAGUUCUAUAAAGGCACCAAUCCGAGUUGUCAUGACUUCAACGCGACUACAGCCACCUCGACUGGCGCGCCGCUGCUCGUCGGUUUCACCACAGGGCAAAUCCAGCUCGUUUCCCCACAGCCAGGACCACGUGAGCUGCGCAAGCUAUACAAUGAAGAGCGGCUGAUUGACAAGACCAAAGUGACAUGCCUGAAAUGGUUACCGAAUUCACCGAAUUUAUUUUUGGCUUCGCACGCAUCAGGCAAUCUGUAUUUAUACAACGAGGACCUCCCUUGCACACCGACUGCGCCCAACUAUCAGCCCUUUAAAAUGGGCGACGGCUAUACAAUACUCACCUGCAAAUCGAAAUCGACGCGUAAUCCACUGUACAAAUGGAUAUUCAACACCGAGAAUUGCUGCAUCAACGAGUUUUGCUUCUCGCCAUGUGGUUCCAAUUUGGCCAUCGUCUCGCAGGAUGGCUUUCUGCGUGUCUUUCACUAUGACACCAUGGAGUUGCUGGGCAUAGCGCGUUCCUAUUUCGGUGGCUUUUUGUGUGUGUGUUGGUCGCCAGACGGCAAAUACAUUGUGGUCGGCGGCGAAGAUGACCUGGUGACGGUGUGGUCGCUGCAUGAACGACGUGUAGUGGCACGCGGUCAAGGUCAUCGUUCAUGGGUGUCCGUGGUGGCAUUUGAUCCCUACACCACAUCGUACACCAACUGGGAUGGCGGUGACUUUUCCGACGACGAAAAUCAAAUGAACGAAUACGGCAUUGGGCGAGAGGCGCGUUUCUCGGCCGAUUCAACGGCUAAUGGCUUCGAUUACAUACCCGGUGUCAGCAGCAUUGCGCAUGAGAAGAACUCCACACCGAAUCAUACACGACAGCGGCCACAUUCAGCAUCGUUUCGUUCGGAUGCAUCGUCAUCAGCGGCGCUGGCACCGGAUAAACUGGCGAUUAGCUAUCGUCUGGGCUCGGUCAGUCAGGAUACGCAAAUUUGUCUGUGGGACAUAACAGAGGAUGUGCUGAGACACCCAUUGUCGCUGCGUCAACGAGUCAAUAGCGUUAAUUUGAAUGAUACUAGUUAUAUGAACGGCGGUAUCGAUGCGGAUGGCAUCAAAGUGAUACGGCCAAUAGCCAUAGGUAAUAUAUCGGCACCAUUCUCACCACCACAACACACCAGCAGUCCAACGAAAGAAACAGUAGCGCCUGAGAACAACAGCAACAGCAGCUCAAGUAAAUUUUCUACAGCGAACUGCACCAUAUCAUCGCAAUCGUCGAACGCCAAUACGCCACCGGAUGAGGCAAUGCCAGCCGGCAGCAAUACAACAGGGAAUAGCAACAGUAACAUCAAAGCAAACAAUGCCAACAACAAGGUGAAUGCAACAGGUAACUCAAUAAAAUUUCCCAACUGCAUCAGUGCCACCAAAUCGGACUCCAUUGAAGGUAACAACAAGGACACCGCUUCGACAGUCUCCACGUCCGGCUACAACAGCAAGAACUCGAAUAGUUCCACCAAGUCUUCAGAUUCGAGCGUCUCGGCAUUCAACAGCCUCACGCAGCGCUUUUCGAAUUUCAGCUUUCUAAGCAACUCGGACAAGAAGACGACCUCCUCAAUAACUGGUUCCUUUGAUGCGUCACAAAUUGCGGCGACGCAUCGCACACAUCGUAAGGGCAUGAGUCUGCUCAAGUCCAACAACCAAACGAAUAACAGCAAUCACAACCACCAAGCAUAUGGUGCGGGUAGCAGCGCGACAGCCAGCGGCAACGACCACAAUAGUGGCGGUGGCGGCGCCGGCGGCGGCAUUGGCAGCAGCAGCACGACGGCGCAUAGCUUCGGUUCACUUAAGCUGGGCAAAUCCAAUACACAUUCACACAGCUCAUCGUUGAGCGCAGCAUCCAAUGCUGUAGUGACUUCCUACGAUCCCAUGAAACUGAUCGGCACACCCUCGUGUCCACGCUUCGACGAAUGUCCACUGCUCGAGCCGCUGAUAUGCAAGAAAAUCGCGCAUGAGCGUCUCUCGGCGUUGAUAUUUCGUGAAGAUUGCUUCCUAACCGCGUGCCAAGAUGGCUUUAUCUACACAUGGGCCCGGCCCGGCUAUGCAACCCAAAAUGUACCACAGCAUUUAUCACCAAGUCAAGCGGCGCCUCCCGGUGGUACGGUAAUAUAGUUCGAUAAAAUAAAUAUGAACAACUAUGCACAGAAUCGCAUAAGGAGCAGUCGCAUGUCAUUGGAAACGCCAGAAUAAAUUUACGAACUCAUGCGCGCCGGCCUAAGUCACAAAGUGAACGUUGAGAGUGCGUGGAUUUAAACUGGUGUGAGAUUUAUGCAUGCAAAAUACACUUGGAAAGUAAAAACAAAAAGAAAAUCAGAAGCAAAAUUUAUAUAUAAACAAAACAAACAAAAAUACCAUUUAAACGUCAUUUAAAAUGACGGCGAUAAAACUAUAAACCUAUUUUCAAAUAUUCCACUGUAAUUAGCAUAAAUAUAUAUAUACAAGCAAAGUAUGUAAAACAAUACUAUUAUGCAUAUAAAUAUAUUAAAUAUUUUUAGUAAUCUUUAAGUCAACUUGUUGAAAGCAAAAACAAAGAUAUAAAAUAACGAAAAUGGAAUGAAACAGCAAAACAGGAAAACAAAAACAAAUAAAACAUUUAUUUAAUACUAAGGUAUGCAAAUAGUGAGCACACACUUACACACAUACACCAUAACGCAUAGUAAACGCGCGAACAAUAAAACAAUAAACUCACUAAACAAAAAACUGCAGCGAAAGGAAAGAAGCUUAGCAAUAGCAAACUAUUUAGAGUGCUUUAGAAAGCAGCGUGCGUCACGUCAGCGUCUACUUCAGUGCACAACAAAGUCGUACAUAGUAUAUUUCUAGAGAAUAUUUCGUAGUGUGUAAUUGUGUUUGUGCGGUGAAUUUUGUUAUAUUACAAAAAUAUAUGCGAAAUGCAGUAGAACUGAAA
Messenger RNA from Bactrocera tryoni, 4216 nucleotides. RefSeq names its product WD repeat-containing protein 20. The coding region runs from base 712 to 3423 and encodes 903 amino acids. The transcript has 4 exons. Gene Ontology annotation, molecular function: protein binding. NCBI's taxonomy places the organism in Eukaryota, Metazoa, Arthropoda, Insecta, Diptera, Tephritidae. The record is from RefSeq and is a predicted model, not a curated record.